AUGCACAUGUUUCUCUACAGAACUGUGUAAGGGCUUGAAGUGGGUUGUGUUGUUUGAUAAGAAGGAUGUAUGUGUAGGCAGGUAAUUUACCAUUAUAAAGCAGCCUUACUGUCUCUCAGUAGGAACCAUCCAGCUAGUGGCUUUUCAAGGAAUUGCAGUUGCAGAAUUGCAGUUGCAGUACUCCAACUCUGUAGUCUAAUGUGGCCUCUACUGGGCCUUGUGCACCGCCACCCUUGGGUGGCAAACGUGGCCGCUUAUGGGACACUGUUUUCAGCAGCAGAUGUGGCCCAGCAGGUGUUGGCCAGGUCUCAGUGGGAUCUCUCUGAGCUAGAAUAUUUGGAUCUGAAGCAGACAGGAAAAACAGCACUGGUAGGAUUCACCUUCCAUGCCAACUUCAAUUACAUCUGGUUCCGGAGUCUGGAGCGCCUUCUUCCAGGAACGAAUGCAGCCAGAGUGAUAGUGAAAGUUGCUUGUGACCAGGCCAUAGCAGCACCGAUCACCAUUGGAGCAUUUUAUACUGGCCUGUCUCUGCUAGAAGGUGAAAGUGAUGUUCUUGGGAACUUACGGGAGACAUUUUGGCCAACAUACAAGGCUGGAGUACUCUGCUGGACUUUGUUACAAGCAGUGAAUUUCACUCUUGUUCCACCGGUGCUGCGUACCACCUACGUGGGUGCCUGCUCUUUCCUGUGGACAGCUUUUCUCUGCUACCUGCGCCAAAAUGAUGCCCAGAAUACCACUGCCCAAAUCUUCCGGGCACUGCCAGGCUUGGCAGGUCUCUUUCCAUCUCAAGCAAAUGAGAAGGGAGUAAACUUGCCCUCUGAGAGAUAACUAAGGGACUCAAUAAAUCCUUAUAUCAUUAA
Molecule: messenger RNA, 860 nt
Organism: Heteronotia binoei (common prickly gecko)
Lineage: Eukaryota; Metazoa; Chordata; Lepidosauria; Squamata; Gekkonidae
Product: mpv17-like protein
Exons: 5
Coding region: 70-828 (252 amino acids)
Cellular component (GO): cytoplasm; membrane
Source: RefSeq, a predicted model, not a curated record